This is a messenger RNA of Danaus plexippus (monarch butterfly), 3821 nucleotides long. RefSeq names its product charged multivesicular body protein 7. NCBI's taxonomy places the organism in Eukaryota, Metazoa, Arthropoda, Insecta, Lepidoptera, Nymphalidae. Gene Ontology annotation, biological process: late endosome to vacuole transport via multivesicular body sorting pathway; vesicle budding from membrane. The transcript has 11 exons. Bases 140 to 1906 code for a protein of 588 amino acids. The record is from RefSeq and is a predicted model, not a curated record. Gene Ontology annotation, cellular component: multivesicular body; cytoplasmic side of plasma membrane; ESCRT III complex.
UACAUAAUCUGUUAGCCGUACUAAACAAAGCACCACACUGUUUAAAACGUCAAAAGUCAAAAGAAAAGCAAAAUACAAAAUUUAAUUCAGUGCUUACAUGCAAUUACACCUAAAAUAGUUAGAUUUUAAAUCAGGUACAAUGGGUUUAAGUGAGUGCGGUAUACCCGAAGACAAGCUUCCACCAUGCUGGUCGGAUGAUGUGCGAAUGAACGCGUUAUUCGCACCGUUCAGGCUGAAAGUCGCGAAUCCUGAAUCCUGGGAUAUGAAGAUGAAAUUCUGGUCAGACAUGGUGCGGCAGUGGUGUAGGUGUAAAACGGACCCGAUCGUGUCUGCUGCAGAUGUCAGAAGCGUGUUCCAAAGGAGGGGAAGGACCGCUGCAUGUUUGGACAUAGUCAUAGAAGAGAUGUAUCAUAAUGGUGACCUGUCUCCCAUAUCAAAGUAUCAGCAGAUACUCCACAACGGACCUGAGAGCUGGGUCCGUUGGGGAGCCCGGCUUGCCUUCAAACCGGCUGCCAUAGCCAUCACUGCUGUCACAUCACUGCUACCAGCAAGGCAAGCCACGGAUAACAACGGUCUGCCAAAAGCGAGUAUAGACUCCACACAGAGAUUUGUUUUGGAGAGUGCCGUCAAGGAGCAAGCUAAUGAGCUGUUGAACAACUUCCCGGCUGGUUCGGAGAGAAUUGGCACCAUCGACGAGCUAAUGAGAUCCAGCGGUCACACUAAUAGAGAGGUCUAUGAAGUUCUCCUGGGUUAUUUGGUGUCCCAGGGUAUGGCCGUCAAGAGUGGGGAUGUCGUGAAAAUAGCGGAACCAAACAAAAAAGUCCAGCCGGUUACGGAAAUGGACACGGCGAUGGUGAAACUCAUGUCCGCGGAGUCGCGGCUGUCCGACGACGUCGCGCGACUGUCGCGCGAUGUGUCCGUCGCAGAGUCUGAAGCGAGGGCCGCCAUGAAGCUUGGCAACAAGAUCGCUGCUAAGAACCACCUCAGGAGGAAGAUGAGGACCCAGCAGAAGCUGCAGCAGUGUGAGGCAGCGCUUGAGAACAUCAAGGAGCUCAUGUUGCAGGCUAGGAACAGUGACGUCACAUCCGCCGUCGUAGAUACAUACAGGAACAGCGCCAAAGCUAUGAAGCAAACAAUGAGAGACGGCGGCCUGGACGAGGACUCUGUUUACCAUACGAUGGAUGACUUGAAAGAUGUCAUGGACAGUUACAACGAAGUAGAGAAAGCUCUCGGCGGUGUCGUGGAGGACGUGGACGUGGACGACCUGGAACACGAGCUGAAGGAACUGCUGGAGGGCGGGGACGGCGGCGGGGGGGACGGAGUGUGUCUGCCGUCACCGCCACGUCAGCAGCCGGAGAGGGAGAACUCGUUCGUGUUUGACGGGGAGGAGAGGAUGCUGGCCGACCUGAGGGACCUCGGGGAGGAGAAGGGGAGAGAGAAGGAAAAGGAAAAGGAGCAGGUCUUAGUGGCGGAGGGAGUGGCCGAUAGUGAGAAAUCCCCUAAAGCCAAGGUGAGGGCCAGCCAACCGUGGUAUCCGCCCAGCGACUGGUCCAACAUGAACACCAACAUCGACAACAUGGCCAAGGACUACGCCGAACUGAGAUUGGACAACAGACUGCAUCCGGGUCAGCCCCUGGACGUGGACUUCACGACUCCUCCGCAGUACACCGGGGACUACCACGUGCGUGACCACCGAGCCGGCGCCAGAGUGUGGCUCUAUAACAGCAGAGAUGAACUGGCUCCGAGCACGGAGUACUGCAGUUCGGAGAGUCCCGGCAAAGAAACUGAUUCAAAGUCCUUCCAAAUGGCACCGGGAGGUGAGAGGAAGAAGUCCGAGGCCUGGCCCAAGGACGAUGUCCAGGACUUGGAGAGGAGGCUGAAGAACUUGAGGGGUUUGAACUUGUAGAUUGGAUACUGGAUAGGGAUGCCACGUGAGUGAAUUGUAGGGUAACCAUAUCUAAAUGUAGGGCUGUCACUUGUAAGUUAUUUUUUAGUGUUGCAAAUAACAAAACUUAGGGCUGUCACUUGUAAGUUAAUUAUGUUAAGGGUUGUAAAUAGAGAAAUAUAGGGCUGUCACUUGUAAGUUAGGUAUAGGGUAACAAAUAGCUAAAGAUAGGGCUGUCACUUUUAAGUUUCUUAUAGGGUUGCCAAGUAGACCUAAUUAUUAGGUAAUUAAAUUUUAAGUGUAGUAAGCAAUUUUGUAAUGAGGGUUGUUUAUUGUGAAAUUCUUACUCUGUACAUUUUCAGUAAUAUCUUAAAAUUUAAAUUAGGGUUGUCAGUUUACAAAAUGAUAUUAAUAGGGUUAUCGAUCGAGGAAUUAAAUGUAUAGGUUAAAAUUGUACUGUAUGUUUGUCUGUAUGUUUACGAGCUAAAAACUUUGUAAAGCGUUUGUUUUUUGCGUUACCAUAACAUUUAUCAGUAUCGAUAUAAGUCGUAAUAGGAUCGAUAAAUACUAUAGUAUUUUUAUUGUAAAUAAAUUUAUGAGAUUAAGUUUAAAAAAAAAAAGGUAUUUACGUGAAAAUAUAAAAAAAAAAAAUGUCUAUCAACAAAUGUAUGUGUAUAAACCAGCUACCUAACUUGUAUUUGUGUGUGUUUGUAAUAAACGAGGAAAUCUACAAAAAAAAGUAUAUAUAUAUAUAUAUAUGGCUUUAAUCAAUAAUAAUGUAAAUAGUAUUUCAGCGGCGAGUCCUAUUAAUUUUAAGUGUACGUCCGUGCGUGUGUUACGUUAUAACAUACAAACAUGGAUUUAAACAUCGCCCGCGUACGUUAGAUAGACAAAUUAAAUACGAAGUUACUGAAGAAUUAAUCAUAAUUUAUAUAUAAAAGUAAUAUUUUCCUAUAGCUCCGGUCUAAAGAUUUUUUGUCAUAUAAAUUAUUUAUCUAUAUAUAUAUAUAUAUAUAAUGAUGAAGACAAUGCGAUUAAGUUGCGUUAUAAUAAAGUUUUGAUUAUAAUUUUAACUUGAAAUUACUAAACGUGUCGGUUUAAGUCAGAUUGUAAGUUAUAUAUAUAUAAUGUUUUUGUAACUACGAUAGUUUUUGAUACUCUCAUAUAUAUUAUUGUUAGAUUAGCUUGUAUUUUUAUGUGAAUUUCUUUUAAUAUUAUUAUUAUUAGUUAUUUUUUUAUACACAUGUUUUGAUUUGAUUUAAUAUUUCCUUAGUUAUACUUAUAUCUGAUACGCGAGCGGAGUCAGGUUAAAAAUUGUGUUAAAUUUUUAAGUGAUUAAUUUUUUUUGAACCUCAGCCGCGACUGUGUGGUGGUAAGUGUUCAGCGUAACAUGGUAACUUGACCGACAGUAAAAAGGUGGUAAAUGUUGAUUUAAAUGCGGAGAUGUAAUUUUUGAUAGUGAUGUAAUUAUUUUUUUUUAUAUGGGUUAUGUUUCUGUAUCAUCUAAGUCAUUAGUUCUAACGCUAUGUGAGUUUUAUAUGUAUAGAUUUUUUUACGUGCCAAUUUAUUGAAAUGAACAAAAAAAAAUAUAAAAAAAAAUGGCCGCACUUACGAUAUUUUAAAUACAAAAGACGUGCUCGUAUUUAUAUUUUGCUGCUGUCAAUGUGAAUGUGCGAGGAGAAGGAAUAGAGAUAUUUUUGUUUGAAAACACAUACAUUAAGAGUGAGUGCGGCUUAAAAAAAAAUAUUAUCGAAACCCCAUGAAUCGUCAGUGCCUUGAGUUAACGCGCAAAUACGCUUUUUGUAUGUAUGUGUCCGUCUCCCUGGACUCGAGGGUAGGCUGAUAUUUUGUAACAAUAUUUCGUUAUCCAACCCGUGUCCCAUAUAUAUUUGUAUGUAUAUAUUUUUUGUUAUUAAAAACGGGCGAACCAACAGCA